This is a messenger RNA of Diceros bicornis minor, 4299 nucleotides long. It is a transcript of the gene TTYH3, whose product is annotated as tweety family member 3. NCBI's taxonomy places the organism in Eukaryota, Metazoa, Chordata, Mammalia, Perissodactyla, Rhinocerotidae. Gene Ontology annotation, molecular function: volume-sensitive chloride channel activity; intracellularly calcium-gated chloride channel activity. Gene Ontology annotation, cellular component: plasma membrane. The record is from RefSeq and is a predicted model, not a curated record. Bases 180 to 1754 code for a protein of 524 amino acids. The transcript has 14 exons.
GGCCGAGUGGAGCCGAGCGCAGUCGAGCCGCGCCGACCCGGGCCGAACCGGGCCGGGCCGGGCCCAGGAGCGCGCGGGCGAUGCGGGCUGCCAGGCCGGGGUCGGCCGGCCCCUGAACCCCGCGCCUCGGGCCAGCGAGGGAGCCUCGCGCGGCCGCGCGCUCCAGCGGCCGGCCCGCCAUGGCCGGGGUCAGCUACGCGCCGCCCUGGUGGGUGAACCUCCUGCACCGGCUGCCCCACUUCGACCUGCGCUGGGAGAUCACCAGCAGCCAGUUCCGGCCCGAGGACACCGACUACCAGCAGGCGAUGCUGCUGCUGGGGGCUGCCCCGCUGGUCUGCCUCGCCCUGGACCUCCUCUUUCUGCUCUUCUACUCCUUCUGGCUGUGCUGCCGGCGCCGCAAGACCGAGGAGCACCUGGACGCUGACUGCUGCUGCACCGCCUGGUGCGUCAUCAUCGCCACGCUGGUCUGCAGCGCCGGCAUCGCCGUGGGCUUCUACGGCAACGGGGAGACCAGUGACGGCAUCCAUCGGGCCACCUACUCUCUCCGCCACGCCAACCGCACGGUGGCGGGGGUCCAGGACCGCGUGUGGGACACGGCGGCUGCCCUGAACCGCACAGUGGAGCCCAGCCUGCAGAGCCUGGAGCGGCAGCUGGCCACGCGGCCAGAGCCCCUGCGGGCGGUCCAGCGGCUGCAGGGUCUGCUCAAGAUGCUGCUGGGCUACACAGCUGCUAUCCCGUUUUGGAGGAACCCAUCUGUGUCACUGGAGGCCCUGGCUGAGCAGGUGGAUCUCUACGACUGGUACAGGUGGCUGGGCUACUUGGGCCUGCUGCUGCUCGACGUCGCCAUCUGCCUGCUGGUGCUGGUCGGCCUCAUCCGCAGCUCCAAGGGCAUCCUGGUUGGGGUCUGCCUGCUGGGGGUCCUGGCCCUGGUCAUCAGCUGGGCCUCACUGGGCUUGGAGCUGGCCGUGUCUGUGGGCUCCAGUGACUUCUGUGUGGACCCUGACACCUAUGUGACCAGGAUGGUGGAGGAGCACUCCGUGCUGAGUGGGGACAUCCUGCAGUACUACCUGGCCUGCUCGCCCCGUGCCUCCAACCCCUUCCAGCAGAAGCUGUCGGCCAGCCACAAGGCGCUUGUGGAGAUGCAGGACAUCGUGGCCGAGCUCCUGAAGACUGUUCCGCGGGACCACCCCGCCACCAAGGACCCCCUGCUCCGCGUCCAGGAGGUGCUGAACGGUACGGAGGUGAACCUGCAGCACCUCACUGCCCUGGUGGACUGCCGCAGCCUGCAUCUGGACUAUGUGCAGGCCCUGACAGGCUUCUGCUAUGAUGGCGUCGAGGGCCUCAUCUACCUGGCCCUCUUCUCCUUCGUCACAGCCCUCAUGUUCAGCUCUGUCGUCUGCAGCGUCCCUCACACCUGGCAGCAGAAGAGAGGCCCCGACGAGGAUGGGGAGGAGGAGGCUGCCCCGGGGCCACGGCAGGUGCACGACAGUCUCUACCGCGUGCACAUGCCCAGUCUAUACAGCUGCGGCAGCAGCUACGGCAGCGAGACCAGCAUCCCGGCCGCGGCCCACACUGUCAGCAACGCCCCGGUCACCGAGUACAUGAGCCAGAAUGCCAAUUUCCAGAACCCUCGCUGUGAGAACACCCCCCUCAUCGGGCGCGAGUCCCCGCCGCCCUCAUACACCUCCAGCAUGAGAGCCAAAUACCUCGCCACGAGCCAGCCUCGCCCCGACUCCAGCAGCAGCGGGCACUAGACUGCCCCGGCCAGCCACCGUCCCACGUGCCAAUCGCCCUGCUCCUCCCCGUGCCAGCACUGCCGCUUACACCCGUGGCCGCCCACCGGACCCUCUGCACGUAUGCCAGGCCCGCUACGGGCACCUCUGCAGCCACUUGCCCCUCCUCUCCCCUUCCUGCAGGGGUAUGGAGUUACCUGGCAUGAACCCCAGGUCAGUGGAGACAUGGGGGCUCUGGGCCUGCACCCUCUCCUUGGGUCACAUGCCUGGACACGUGGCAGCGCCACCACCAAAACCUGGGCCCUCCUGGCCCUCACCCCUCAUGCCCCUCUGCCUCUGAGGAUUUGGGUUCGCAGAGCCCUGCUCUGGGCCAGACACGACGGUGCUGUGUCUGCUCCGCUCCCUCUGCAGCACCCUGACCCUCCGGACCCCUGCAGUCUCAUCGCCUCGCCCCCCAGCCCACUCCUUCUCUCCUGCAGCUGUGACGCUUUUCCUGCACCCUCGAUGCUUCUGGGCAUCACUUCUUAUUCGCAGGCAUCACAGAGCCUGUCCGUGUCGGCAUCUAGGGGACGGCGGUGUGUGCCCGCCUGCUUGCCUCCCCAGCAUGGAGACUCCUGCGGCUUGUCCACGCGCCUCUCUCUGCAGUAUCUGGAGCUCCUUCCUUCUUUCGCCACCCCCGACCCCAAGCCCCCUCCCGCCAGCUGCCAGAAGCCUCCUCAGGGAGGCCCACUUUCUCUGCCUCCUGCCCAGCAUCGCUCUCUCCCUCAGCACCCGCCCUGCCCGUGGCACCCCGCCCUCUGCGGCGGCAGGAGGACAGCAGGUGCCACGCCAGCCCAGGCCGCUCACCCAGUGCUGGCCGCCUUCUUGGUGCCAAACCCUCUCCCCUACCCCAGAGACUUGGCAGCUCCGUCUGGGUCAUUUUUUGCACUAACCACGUUUGUCAUCUCUAGGGCAGGGAGCUGCGGGCCAAGUGGCACUGCCUUCUCGGUUCCCUUUCCAUCCAGGAUAGGCGCAGCGUCCCGGAGCCCGGCCUCGGGGGCUGGACCCGAGCUGCCCAAGAACGUGCCCUCGGCCCCUGCCGCCCUUCUUGGGACUAACCACUAACCUUACCCCAGCCUCCGCGGGCACCCCGGCUGACCCAGAGCCGGCGAGCGUGACCCCGAGUCCAGGCCGGAGACGAGGCCCAGGACAGCCGGCUGGGAGUCAGGCUGGAAUAGCCGUUUUUUCUUGGGGUGCUGCUGGGGGGGGGUGUAGACCGAUAGGCAGCCCGAGGGCCUGGAGACCCCUCUCCAGGGCAGGUGCUGCCCCAGGAGGACCGUGUCCUCAGGGACAAAUCCCUUGGGCUGUAGGACUGAGGUCCCUGCGGCCUUGGUCUCCCUACCUGUGAAGUGGGAACAAGGCUUCCCUAAGGUGCUUUUGGCUUUAGUGUACAAUGUUUGCUGUUUCCUGCCAAGGACGGUGGGGCUGCCCCCAAAUCAGGAUGGGGACUCCCCUGCCAGCCCCUGCCAGCCCUGGCCCAGCCAGCCUGACAUGGAGAGGCCGGAUGUGGGCCCUGGCCUUUGUGUCAGGCCAGGGGCAGCACAGGGCCACUCACAGCCACAUGUGAAGGCCUGCAGUGGGAGACAGGCGGCUGGCCUAGCAGUUUACAGACACGUGGGCUCUUCCUCCCAGAGCAGUGGAGCAGCACCCCCUCCCUGGGAUGGGCUGGGGGAGGCUGCCUUCCCUUCCUCUGUGAUCCCUCUUUCUUUGUGCUGGUGUCUGGGACCAAAAGUGUGGGUGGAGUGGGGGCCGGGCUGCAGCUGCCCCACCCCUGGGACAGCCUCUGCCCUGGGAGGAGUGAGUGGGCAAACAUGGGGGUGCCCCAGGUGGGCCUGGAGGCCCAAGCCUCGAAUCUGAGCCCCUGGGCAUGGCCAAACCUCACUGCAGGGACCUUUGCUCCAAGCCCUGGCUGGCCCUUGUUCUGGGACCCUACGGGGCCACAGGCGGCCUGCCCAGUCUCUCCUCUGGGCUCCACCUGGGUCAGGAGGGGGCGCCAGCAGUCCUGGCCAGGUGCCCGCAGUGCGUUCUGCCACCGCUCAGAAGCACAAACGGCUGCCCGCGGCCCAGGGAGGCCGCCGCAAUGUGAAUGUACAUAGCAUGAGAGGCGGGCGCUGCCGUCUCGGCGUCCCCCGUGCGUCGUGUGCGUGUGCCGCCCCGCCUGUGACUCCACCCGAGUUCCUUCUACUCGCCGGGGUUGGGUAAAGGAAAAGGGGAAAAUCAAAAGGGGUUCAAACCCAAGCCUCAGUCCGUGGAGGUGGGGCACAUCCUGCCAUUGGUUCUCUUUUUUUCUGGGUUUUUGGGGUCCUUCUAACCAUCCCCAUCCCAGUGACCUCUGCACAUCCACUCCCACCCUGCACCAGUGGGCCUUGCUCCCCUCAGGCCUUGCAGCAUCUUGGGGGGUGGUCCUUAACCAUGUGAGCGGUAGGGGUGCUGCAGGGGUCGGAGGGAGGGGCCCCAUCAAACCCACAGGGUCCAGCUGCACCGCCGGCUGCCCCCCCCACCCCCACCCCCGCCCUGACAGGCUGGG